Messenger RNA from Cynara cardunculus var. scolymus (artichoke), 991 nucleotides. Its product is annotated as DNA-directed RNA polymerases II and IV subunit 5A-like. The record is from RefSeq and is a predicted model, not a curated record. Gene Ontology annotation, molecular function: DNA binding; DNA-directed RNA polymerase activity. The transcript has 5 exons. NCBI's taxonomy places the organism in Eukaryota, Viridiplantae, Streptophyta, Magnoliopsida, Asterales, Asteraceae. Gene Ontology annotation, biological process: DNA-templated transcription. Bases 213 to 887 code for a protein of 224 amino acids. Gene Ontology annotation, cellular component: RNA polymerase I complex; RNA polymerase III complex; RNA polymerase II, core complex.
CUCUCUUGUGAAUCUGAAACCAGAAGGCCGGAGAGGAGUGAGGGUUCCUUCCUCGGUAUUAUUCGCCGUAAAACUCAGUGCCGCCGGCGGUUUUUCGAGCUUUCAACGGUUCUGCAAUUCUCAGGCUUCCGGCCGUCGCCAUUUUUGCACAUAUAACCGUCAAUUUGAAGAGAAAAUUAUAUUGGUGAAUAUUGUUUUGAAAGCUCAAACGAAUGUCGUUGCCGGAUGAGGAGAUCACGAAACUGCAUAGAGUUCGUAAAACAUGUUUUGAGAUGCUUAGAGACAGAGGCUAUGAGGUAGAGGAUUCAGAGAUAGACAUGACGAGAAAGGAAUUCAUUGAUAAGCAUAAUGGGACCAUUAGAAGGGAAGAUCUUACUUUUCUCAAGUCCAAACCAGACAACAGCGAUCAGAUUUAUGUUUUCUUUCCCGAUGAUCUGAAGAUUGGUGUAAAGAUAAUCAAGACAUAUGUAAUUCGCAUGGAACACGAGAACAUACGAAGAGCAAUCAUAGUGGUUCGACAUGGCUUGACUCCUAGUGCCAAGGCAUGCCAGGCCGAGAUAGCAGGACGGUUUCAAGUCGAGGUGUUUCAGGAGGCAGAGCUGCUAGUAAACAUCAGAUAUCAUUAUCUUGUUCCUGAGCAUGUGCCACUUACAAAAGAUGAAAAGAAAGCCUUGCUUGAUAAAUUCACCGUCAAAGAAGCACAGCUUCCUCGAAUAUUGAAUACGGAUCCAAUUGCUAGAUAUUACGGGUUAAGGCGUGGACAAGUCGUGAAAAUUCUUCGACCAAUCGAGACGGGAACAAGUGAGAAAGACAAGGAUGACUUUGAGUCCAACCAGCGAGAUCGCAAACGAGAGAUAUGUUAUGUCACCUACAGAAUGGUGGGGUGAUUCCCAUAUCUGUACGAGAUUUAAGGGCUAUUUGAUUGGUUAUCAUUAAAUUAUGUAUGGAUAAAAUUAUCUGUGCAGAUUGAUCUAUAUGUGGUUUUCAUAGC